Messenger RNA from Athalia rosae (coleseed sawfly), 850 nucleotides. It is a transcript of the gene Bet3, whose product is annotated as trafficking protein particle complex subunit 3. The record is from RefSeq and is a predicted model, not a curated record. Gene Ontology annotation, biological process: intra-Golgi vesicle-mediated transport; endoplasmic reticulum to Golgi vesicle-mediated transport. Gene Ontology annotation, cellular component: TRAPP complex; cytosol; cis-Golgi network membrane. Lineage: Eukaryota; Metazoa; Arthropoda; Insecta; Hymenoptera; Athaliidae. The transcript is spliced from 2 exons. The coding region runs from base 171 to 707 and encodes 178 amino acids.
AUUACCACACGUUCUAAAUCUAUUCUCAGACCGACUAAGGUCAAAGACUUCUAUGUUUGUUAUUGUCUAUGAUUGCUGGGCGUCGCGUUGCCCUAAUGUCAGCUGGUAGGUGACAACAUAACCCGAUAUUACUCACUACCGAACGUCAGUGGUAAAUUUUGUUUAUAAUAAUGUCUAGAACGGGACCGCGGUUAGAUGCAAAGAAAGUGAAUUCAGAACUUUUCACAUUGACCUAUGGGGCACUCGUGACGCAGCUUCUCAAAGAUUAUGAGAAUGUUGAAGAUGUUAAUAAGCAGCUCGAAAGAAUGGGAUACAACAUGGGGAUUCGUUUGAUUGAAGACUUCUUAGCUCGCACCGGUUCAGGUCGAUGUUAUGACUUUAGGGAUACUGCUGAAAAAAUACAGAGUGGAUUCAAAAUUUUCCUAGGCAUUACUCCAACUAUCACAAACUGGAGUCCAGCAGGAGAUGCAUUCUCCUUAUGCUUCGAAACCAACCCAUUGACAGAGUUUGUGGAGCUACCAGAUCACUGCUUGAAUUUGAAAUACUGUAACAUAUUAACUGGCGUACUGAGAGGUGCUUGCGAAAUGGUGCAGAUGGAGGUAGCUUCUUGGUUCGUUCAAGACCAACUCAAAAACGAUAGUGUAACAGAGUUAAGAGUGAAAUAUGUCAAGAGACUUGAAGAUGCUAUUCCAGCUGGAGAAGAUUGAAUGAAUCAACCAAAUCCAAACCUCUAAAACAUUCUCAUUAGUGUAAGGAUGCUGUAGAAUAAACAACUCAUAUGCUGUUAGAUCAACGUACUGUAAGCUGUACAUUACUAAUAAAACACAAAUCAAAUCUGUCAGUUAAAAAA